AUGGACGGUAAGUAAACAAGAACAAAUUUCAACAUCUGGACUGUAAUGUUGUAAUACGUUAAAGCUCCUGUGAGUAGUUUUUUUCGAAGCAUUAAACAGACUGAAUUAAAUAUGGAUGCAUCUCUCUGACUAAGUGAAGCUAACAAAACAAUCAGAGAGAAAAAAUGACGAUCUCUAUGCAGGUAUUUUUAAUGCCUGUCAUUGUAGGUGUCAAACAGGGAUUCAUAAAACCUGCAAUUUUCCUCAGUUUCAAUAGUUUUCUGUAUCUUUUUACCUUUACACUAAUCAGUUUGUCUGAAUUUAAAUUCCCAUGUAAAUGACCGGGACAUUCGAAACAUCCCUACUUGUGGACAAAACAGUAUUGUCUGCUAUUGUUGGUCAUGAAUAGAAAAUUGUAUGAAUUCUGAUCUGUUUUAAAACUAGCCCACAAGUCUUUGUCCUUAUAAUUGGGGUGAUAUUAGUCAUGCUUUGAAUUAGCUCGCGAUCCCAAGCCAAUGGGUGGGUUUCAAACUCAAUGACAGUUUUUUUAAGUUACUGAAAUGAAGUUGUUCUGUUUCAGCAUCCACUACAAAGAGAGUCCUCCUCUUGGGGAAAACUGGAGUUGGAAAGAGCAGCCUGGCUAAUACCAUAUUUGGUGAAACCAUUUUCCAAAUAAACCACCUCAGUGGCUCGAAAAAUCAUUCCACUCAAGCAGAAACCAAAUCAAUCCAUGGAAGAAGCCUCACUCUGAUCGACGCUCCUAGUUUCUUCGAUGCAGGAAGCUCUAAGGAGGUGAUGAAGCCUGAAAUAGUGAGGUGUACCACAGAGUGCGCUCCUGGACCCCAUGUUUUUCUCAUCGUGCUCAAAGUGGAGAAAUUCACCGAGCAGGAGCGAGCUGUCAUCACCAACAUACUCGACUUUUUCUCUGAAGAUGCUCUGAAAUAUGCAGCAGUUGUUUUCACUCAUGGUGAUCAGCUCCCAGAGGGGGUGAAAAUCGAGGAGUAUGUCAGUCAAAGUGAGGGUCUGAGUGAUCUGGUGAAGAAGUGCGGAGGCCGGUGCCAUGUUGUCGACAAUAAGUACUGGAAAACUGACGAAGACGACUACAGAAGUAACCAAUUCCAAGUGGCAGAACUUGUCAAAACCAUUGACAACAUUGUGGUGGACAACGAGGAAGGCUUCUACACCAAUGCCAUGCUACAGGAAGUCGAGAAAGCGAUACAGAAAGAAGAAGAGCGUAUCAAGCGGUCAUCAGGGAACAUGUCACAAGACGAGAUCAGGAAGCAGGCGGUGGGCAACGUCUUCAAGAUGAUGACGGAUAAUUCACCAAGAAGAUGGAUGAAAGGUUUAGCAGCUCUCGCAGUCAUUGCAGGAAUACUAGCAGCUUUAGCGCACAUAUUGAUUGAUUCGAAUGUUGGGAAGGCGAUAACAGAAGCAACACUUAUUGAACAAAUUGUAACGCCAAUAGCAACAGUGGUCGAAGAAAUAACUGAGAAAGUUCCAGAAGUGUCCGAGUCAGUCGGUGGAAUCGUAGAGACAGUCACGGAUGUUAUUCAACCCACAGUGGAAACACCACCGACAUUAGAUUUCUUUGAUAUAUGCAGUGAUUUGUUUGAAAGAAUAUACGAUCCUUGGAACCCAUUUGAAUAA
Molecule: messenger RNA, 1626 nt
Organism: Xyrichtys novacula (pearly razorfish)
Lineage: Eukaryota; Metazoa; Chordata; Actinopteri; Labriformes; Labridae
Source: the annotation of a GenBank genome assembly